UAUUUAUUUAUUUAUUUUUUUUUCCUCAGUAUUUGUCAUUUUAUUAAUAUUAUUAUUAUUAUUCAUGUUACAAGAAUAUCCAACACAAAUACAACCCAAGUCAUCUUCAACAAGAGGAACUCAAGAUUCAUUACAACAAGAAUCAGACACAUCUACCAAUAAAGUAGAUGCAGAGGCUAGUCGCAUUCUUAUUGACUUGGCUAACCAAGGUACAAAUGAUAACACUCAUAAUGUGAUAAUGUCAAAUAAAAUACACAAUAAAGCUAAAGUGAAGAAGCAUAGUUAUCAACUACAAUCAGAUCCUAUCAUGUUAUUAGCUGCUGCUGCUGCAGUUAUUGACAAGGAAAGUAAUAAUAAAGAUGAUUAUAAAGGCGGUAGUCGAGUUUAUGAACGAAGAGAAAUUCAAUUAAAUAGUAGACAACAAGGCAGUUUAAAGAGGAAAUCAUAUACAUAUGGUGUCAAUAGUAAUUCAAAAUCAUCUCUUUUUCAACAUCGUCGACAUAGUGAGAAACGUCAUUAUUAUCAGAGAGGUUCGAUAUCAACACAAGAUAACACGUGGUCACCUUUAAGAAAAGAUGAAGAAGUAGUAGUAGUAGAAGGGGCUAAAGGGAGUUCACAUAACAAGACAACUACAACAUUUUCAUGGCAAUUUUUAUCCAUGAAACAAAAUCCACGUAUAAAACGAAAUGCAAUGCAUGCAUAUAUUACAUAUAUGAUAUAUACUGACAUGGCUCAAGAGCAACAAAGACGUUCUAUGGUAUAUAUGAUUAAAUAUUGACACAGAUAGUAUUCUAUAUUUACAUAAUAUACCAAAUUAGAAAGUAGAAGAGAAUACAAUCUAUAAUACUCCAUCUUCCGAUUGGCUUAAUAAUAAUUCAUCUAUUACUAUGCAGUCCUAUAGAUUACCUCCUUCUCCUCGACAAAAACGACAUGAUUCGCCUCCGACAGAGUCUAUUAUGGGUCGACCCUUAACUGAUUUCUUAUUUGAAAGGAAUAACACUAGAUCAAAAACCAUUCUACCUCUUCCACAACAACAGCAGCAACAACAACAACAACAGACGACAACUGCUAGUUUCUUUUAAAACUUUCCAAUUAUGUAUAAAAGAAG
This is a messenger RNA of Cokeromyces recurvatus, 1108 nucleotides long. RefSeq lists its product as uncharacterized. The record is from RefSeq and is a predicted model, not a curated record. The transcript has 6 exons. Lineage: Eukaryota; Fungi; Mucoromycota; Mucoromycetes; Mucorales; Mucoraceae. The coding region runs from base 65 to 778 and encodes 237 amino acids.